UGCAUAUAACGAUGGAUGCCUCCAUCUGCGUGCAUCCCACGCAAGACGCAGGGAAAAGGAACAGUGCUGAUGCCGAUCUCACUCUCGAACGGACCGUUCCCACGGGCCGCCAGUUUCUUCUCCCGAUCCCUCCACCCCCAUAUUACUCUCGGGAGAAACAGAGCCUCUCAGAACCUCGCUAUGAACACUUUCGCCGCCGCCGCAACGCCGCCGAUGCCUCCCUCAACCAAAAAAACCGUGAAGGUCGUGAUCAAGGGCCGGGUCCAGGGAGUGUUCUUCCGCGACUGGACGGUCCAGAACGCCCGGGAGCUCGGCCUCAACGGCUGGGUCCGCAACCGGAGGGACGGCUCCGUCGAGGCCCUCUUCUCGGGAGACCCAAACGCCGUCAACGAGAUGGUCGAGAAGAGGUGCCGGGUCGGGCCUCCCGCAGCUGCCGUCACCGCACUCAACGCCUUCCCCUCCAAUGAAGAUCCCGGCCAAGGUUUCGAACGCAAACCCACAAUGUAAAAUUUGACUAGAAAUCAGAAGGGAUGUGAAUAUAAUUUGGAUAAAAAAGAGUGUCAGUUGACUAUCUGAAUAUAAUUGGCCUUAACGAUAUGCUGUUAUGCAACUUGCAGUAAUAAUGCAUAUGUUUGCAGAGCAUUUCUUGUUUUAUAU
This is a messenger RNA of Phoenix dactylifera (date palm), 657 nucleotides long. Its product is annotated as acylphosphatase family. The record is from RefSeq and is a predicted model, not a curated record. Lineage: Eukaryota; Viridiplantae; Streptophyta; Magnoliopsida; Arecales; Arecaceae. Gene Ontology annotation, molecular function: acylphosphatase activity.